ACAAAGCCGUGAGUGCCGCGGGGACCGUACCGGCACCGGCACCGCCCCGAUGUGAGCGGGGCAUGGCCGCGGGACAUGGCCCGGGUCGGGCGGCGGUGGGCGCGCAGCGCCGGCGGUGAAGAUGGAGCCGCGUCUGCCUGGGACCGAGCCCCCGCUGCCCCGGGGGCCGGGACCCGGGCCCGAGCCGGAGCUGGAACCGGAGCUGGAACCGGAGCUGGAACCGGAGCCGGACCUGGACGUGCAGCGGGAACCGGAGCCGGAGCUGGAACCAGAGCCCGAGCCGGAGCCGGAGCUGGAACCGGAGCCGGAGCUGGAACCAGAACCGGAGCCGGAGCUGGAACCGGAGCCGGAGCUGGAACCGGAGCCGGAGCUGGAGCUGGAGCUGGAACCAGAACCGGAGCUGGAACCGGAGCCGGACCGGGAAGAGGAGCCGGAGCCGGAGCUGGAAGAGGAGGCGGACCUGGGCCCGGAGCCGGAGCUGGAUCUGGACCUCUGGGCACUUGAGGCCGCCGCCGCCGGCGCGGGGCCGCCGCCCUGGUGCCCGGGGCAGGCCGGGGGCAGCCCGGGGGGCCCCGCCGAGCCCCCGCCGGAGGAGGAGCCGCGCCUCCGCCCGGUCUUCGACGCCCUGGACCGCGACGGCGACGGGUUCGUGCGAGUGGAGGAGUUCGUGCAGUUCGCCACGGCCUACGGCGCCGAGCAGGUAAAGGACCUAACAAAAUACCUGGAUCCCAGUGGAUUGGGAGUUAUCAGCUUCGAAGAUUUCCAUCGGGGCAUCAGAGCCAUCAAAAAUGGAGACCCUGACAGCCAGCUGUAUGAUAUGGGAUAUACCCCCGAGGAGGAAGCCCCGGCCUGCCCCGAUGAGUUUGAUGACUUCGUCACGUUUGAGGCAAAUGAGGUGACUGACAGUGCCUACAUGGGCUCGGAGAGCACCUACAGCGAGUGCGAGACCUUCACGGAUGAGGACACCAGCACCCUGGUGCAGCACGAGAUGCACGACGAGGUGGAGACCGACAGCGCCAUCGACUCCACCGUGCACUCGGAAUUCACGGAUCCCAUCGAGGAGCCGGAGCAUGGGUCCCAUCCCCACGAGCUGGCCCUGGGCUCCGAGCUCAGCCACUCCAUCGUCACCGUCAUCAGCGGGGAGGAGCACUUCGAGGAUUACGGGGAGGGCAACGAGGCCGACCUGUUCCCCGAGCCUUUGUGUAAUGGGGAGAGCAGCUUUGGCAGCUCCUCCUUCCUCUCUCCCAGCACCAAUCCUCUCGCUGUCAAACUGCACAGCAUUCUCACAGAUGAAGCUUUUGAGUUUUACUGUAGCCAGUGCCACAAACAAAUCAACCGCCUCGAGGAUCUUUCUGCUCGCCUGAAUGAUCUUGAAAUGAAUAGUCCAAAUAAAAGACUUUCCAGCAAGAAGGUGGCAAGGCAGCUGCACCAGACCAGCUCGCUGGCCGUGGGGGUGAUGGAGGAGUCCUACCGGGACAACCUGGAGUGCAGCGACGAGGACAUCACAGACAAGGUGGUGUUCCUGGAGAAGCGGGUGACGGAGCUGGAGAAGGACACGGCUGCCAACGGGGAGCAGCACAGCCGCCUCCGCCAGGAGAACCUGCAGCUGGUGCACAGAGCAAACGCGCUCGAGGAGCAGCUGAAGGAGCAGGAGCUGAGGGCUGACCAGACCCUGCUGGAGGAGAUCAAGAAGCAGAGGGAGCUGCUCAGCAAAAUGGAGAGGGAGAAGAGCAUUGAGAUCGAGAACCUGCAGGCCAGGCUGCAGCAGCUGGAUGAUGAGAACAGUGAGCUGAGGUCCUGUGUCCCCUGCCUGAGAGCCAACAUCGAGAGGCUUGAGGAGGAGAAGCAGAAGCUGCUGGAUGAGAUUGAGGACCUCACUGUCCAGCUCACAGAGGAGCAGGAGAAAAAGAGGAAGAUGGGGGACAAGCUGAGUCAGGAGAGGCACCAGUUUCAGAAGGAGAAGGAGUCGACGCAGGAGCUCAUCGAGGACCUCAGGAAGCAGCUGGAGCACCUGCAGCUCUUCAAGCUGGAGGCGGAGCAGCGCAGGGGCCGGAGCAGCAGCAUGGGGCUGCAGGAAUACAACAGCAGGACACGGGAGACAGAGCUGGAGCAGGAGAUCAAGCAGCUCAAGCAGGAUAACAGGAACCUGAAGGAGCAGAACGAUGAGCUGAACGGGCAGAUCAUCAACCUGAGCAUCCAGGGAGCCAAGAACCUGUUCUCAGCCUCCUUCUCCGAGUCCCUGGCAGCAGAGAUCAGCUCUGUCUCCAGAGAUGAGCUGAUGGAAGCAAUCCAGAAGCAAGAGGAGAUCAACUACCGCCUGCAGGAUUACAUCGACAGGAUCAUCGUGGCCAUCAUGGAGACCAACCCCUCCAUCCUGGAAGUCAAGUAAUGCAGCCGGGAGGAUUUGGUGCUCUGAGAGGAUGAAGAGGGACUCCAAACGUCUUUGCACUUGAUGAAGGCACAGGGAAGCCUCAGGUCGGGGAGUGACUGAGCCACGGACCAGGGAAAAGGAGAACCAGCAGCCAGGCUUUGCUGUCUGACUCCGUUAUUUUGAAGCCCUCCCGGCUGUGGAGGCGUGAAAGGGAACCUGGAGAAGCAGCUCAGGAAAGGGACACUGCGGGAAGUGCCUGUGGCGCUGGGGACUGUCCCGACGGGCACCGCCCCUCCGAGGGAUGCGGGAUGGAGGUGGCAGCGACAGCGCUGGCACUGCCCUGCUGCCCUGCCCGGCCGAGCAUCGCUGUGCCAAAGUGUCCCUGACACACCCACCGGGCAGAGCUGGGAACCGGGGAAGCGCCUCCCGGACUCGCACAGGGCUGCGCUUUGGUUGUGGUUUGGGGUUUUGUUUUUUUUUUUUAAUUAACUUAAUGCAAAUGGCCUCAUCCAGCUGGCUCAGCCCAUCCUGCCCCGUGCUCCUGCUGGGUCGCAGAGCCUCGGUGGCCGCAGGGGCAGCCCGGGGCUGCGGGGACAGGUCAGCUCACUUGGUCACCUGCCUCCUUAUUUAUUUUUGCUGUCUGUGGCUCGGUACUGGCGGCACGUCUCGGCAUCCCGGCUCCGCUCCCUCCUGUCCUGCCGGGCUCUGCGGUGGCUCGGGGGGACUGUCCCUCGUCCCCAGCUGGGGACAGACACGGGGGGCGAGGCUGCAGCCCCUCACCCCGCGCUGGGGCCGCCUCUGCUGUCCUGGGUGGGACACGCAGCGCUUGGGGAGCUCCGCAGCUCCGCUCCCUCAGCCCUGGGGACAUGGGGACAGCGGCUUGUGGCGUUCCCAGGCGGAGCAGGGCUCUGCUGGUGACAGUGGCAGUCCUGGAGGGAGAGCCCGCUCCGGCCACCCUUCCCUUUCCCUUUCCCCUCCUGGGCUGGAGCUCAUUCCUCAUCCCUGGCGCUCCGGGCUGGAAUCUGUGCCCAUGGAGAGCACCAGCAGCUCCCCGGGAAACAAAAGCCAUGUUUACAGCAGACAGCUCCGAGCUGCUGGCACAGGGUGGCCCCGGGAGUGGCCGAUGUCCCCCCUGCCCCUCCGGGCUCCCGGGAGGAACCAGCGGAAUCCCCGGGAUCGGCUGGUUUUGGGAAUGCCAGAACGGGCUGGAAGCAGCAGCCGCAGCAAUCCCGGGGGUGCUGCUCCCCCCAGGCCCCCUCCAGCCCUCGGGGUGACCCUGCUGCCACCGCCCCAUCCCAGGGGACAGCGGCCAAACCACAGCCAGGGCACCUCUGGGGCUGAUCCCCAGAGCUCCUGCGGGGUCAGGGCGAACCCCAAACCCCAGGGCAGCUCCUGCACCCAUCCCUCCCUGCUCCCUCCCUGCCCCGAGGCCGCGGGAAGAAGCCACGUAAUGUACAUUUCCAGAGAAGCUUUGGGUGUAAAUCAGUGUAUACUUGGAGAGGGAAAAUUUUUCUAUCUUGUAGAGUAGGUAUUUUUAUAGAAUGAAGGUUGAUCCAUUUUUUUAAUACUUUAAAAGAAGAGAGAAAUGUAUCUGUGUAUACACAAAAGCAUAUAUAUAUAUAUAUAUGUAUAAAUAUAUAAAUAUUGGAGAUCUGCCUUUCUCGACUUGGGAUCCCGGAUCCCCAGGUCUCAAACAAUCGUUUGUUUUUUCCUGUCGCUCUCACAGAGGUACUGUAACUGUAAAUAAGCACCGGGAAAAAAGAGUUUUAAGCAAACAAAAAGCACUGACUUGCACAUUCACCAUGCUUUAAAGUCCCUAUGGAGAGAGAAAAACAAAACAAAAACUGUACAUCCUGAAAAUGUUCCUCUUUCCCGACCAGUAUGUGAAGGAAGUCCCCCAAAAAAGAGGCAACAACGGUAUUGUCUUAACUGAUGUAUCAAUUCUUGUCGGAUUAAAAGCUGUUACUAUUCCUGC
Molecule: messenger RNA, 4346 nt
Organism: Taeniopygia guttata (zebra finch)
Lineage: Eukaryota; Metazoa; Chordata; Aves; Passeriformes; Estrildidae
Source: RefSeq, a predicted model, not a curated record